UAUCGCCAGUUAGUCUCAUAAACGAAUGUAUAUAUCCUAUAUUUGAAGAAUCCGAUACAUGGUUUCUGCAUCCAGAAAACAUUUUUUUUUUUCUUUCAUCUAAACACAUACAAUUCAGCGGCCCGUAAAAUAUGGAAAACGCUUUCUGGGUUUCCUUUGUUGCAUUGAUUUUCUCGACCGGAUGUGUAGCUCAAUAUAUUGUUGAGACUCUUCCAGGCUAUCCUGGGAAGCUUCCCUUCAAACUAGAGACCGGAUAUGUGAGUGUAGGAGAAUUGGAGGAAGUGGAGUUAUUUUAUUACUUUAUCGAGUCAGAAAGAAACCCAGUGAGGGAUCCUUUGCUGCUAUGGCUUACUGGAGGCCCUGGUUGUUCUGGUUUCUCUGGUCUUGCAUUUGAAGUGGGUCCACUACUUUAUGACUACCGGGCUUUCAAUGGAAGCUUGCCAACGUUUGUAGAUAAUCCAUAUUCAUGGACUCAGAUUGCGAACAUGAUAUUUUUGGACGCACCGGUUGGCACUGGCUUCUCCUACUCCACAAUCCAGAAAGGAUGGCAUUCUUCUGACACACUUUCAGCAGAAGCAAUCUACAAAUUUAUAAGGAAGUGGAUCCUAAAGCAUCCCAAUUUUAGCAACAAUCCUCUUUACAUAACUGGCGAUUCCUAUUCAGGCGUGAUUGUUCCCAUGGUUUCCCUGGAAAUAGCAAAGGGAAACAGGGCUAAAAAAUACCCAAUGUUGAAUCUGCAGGGUUAUACGCUUGGCAACCCGGUAACAGAUUUACACGAUGACGAGAAUUCAAGAGUCGAAUAUUUUUACCGGGUGGGACUUAUAUCAACUGAACUUUAUCAGUCAGUCAAAUCGAGUUGUCAGGGGGAAUAUAUUUCACCAGAUAUCCAUAACGCUAAGUGCUUCGACGAUAUUGCACAAAUAGCAAUGUGCACUAUAAAAGUGAACGACGCACAGAUUUUGGAACCCAAGUGCAGUUUUGCAUCUCCGAAGCCUCAUGGUCUUCACUGGGGACGUAGGUUUUUUGACGAUCUUCCCAUUGAUAUAGCCUUGGCAACAAAUAAACGAGAAGAGAAUUGGUGUAGGAAUUCCCACUACGUGCUCUCAUACAUAUGGGCAAACGAUCAAACUGUUCAGCAAGCUCUUCAUGUCAGAAAUGGAACUAUAAUUGAUUGGAAGAGAUGCAACAAGACGUUGGAUUACGAUAGUGAUGUCUUGAGCACUGUAUAUUGUCACAGAACCUUAAUGGCGAUGGGUUAUCGAGCUUUGAUAUACAGUGGCGAUCAUGACAUGCUGAUUCCAUACACGGGCACAGUUUAUUGGAUCAAGACUCUCAAUUUGACUGUCAGUGAUGCCUGGAGACCAUGGUUCGUUGGGGGUCAAAUUGCUGGAUUCACAACGAAGUUUUCGGAAGCUGCUACUAUUGGGGACGGUCUGGUUUUUGCCACUGUUAAGGGAGGGGGUCAUACAGCUCCAGAAUACAAGCCCAAGGAGUGUCUUGAAAUGGCUGAUAGGUGGCUCUCUUAUUACUUUCUCUAGAGUAAAUCUGAUUGUAUUUCCAGAUAUAUCUUAGAGAAAUUACCCCUAUAAUUAUGUAUUAUACACAUUAAAUAUAUAAUUAUUAUAACUCUCUUUGAAGUGUUCGAUUAGAAAGUAAUAAAAUACCAACUUAGUUAAGUGUUCA
Messenger RNA from Mangifera indica (mango), 1683 nucleotides. RefSeq names its product serine carboxypeptidase-like 18. Gene Ontology annotation, molecular function: serine-type carboxypeptidase activity; acyltransferase activity, transferring groups other than amino-acyl groups. Gene Ontology annotation, biological process: proteolysis; secondary metabolic process. The coding region runs from base 132 to 1538 and encodes 468 amino acids. Lineage: Eukaryota; Viridiplantae; Streptophyta; Magnoliopsida; Sapindales; Anacardiaceae. The record is from RefSeq and is a predicted model, not a curated record. The transcript has 14 exons.